Molecule: messenger RNA, 5942 nt
Organism: Rhopalosiphum padi (bird cherry-oat aphid)
Lineage: Eukaryota; Metazoa; Arthropoda; Insecta; Hemiptera; Aphididae
Product: mucin-2-like
Exons: 9
Coding region: 215-5722 (1835 amino acids)
Source: RefSeq, a predicted model, not a curated record
GACUGGGAUCGUCUGCUUUAUUCUCGCGAUCGUCCGAGAAAUGUACUGCGCGCGUAGUAUCGCGAUUCUGUUCCGGUGAUGUGAUUGCUGUGUUUUUUCUUAACGUUUUAUAGUUUAAAAUUCAAAAAACAUUUGUCAACCAUCAAAAAUCGGAUUUUCACAUUACGAGCGUCCGGAUACAUAAUAAUAUAAGUGAAUUCCGAAGACGCCCAAAAUGUUGUGGCAGUUUUUGCCCGUGUGCUUUCUGGCAGUCCUCGUUAAGGCUGGCGGAUCGCCGCUGGACGUUGGCGUGGACCCCAGCCAAGAUGAUUCCGGAGUGAUAAUGAUGAACUCCGCCAUGGCCGAUCGGUUCGUGCGCCAGAGCGGUUACGGGCAUGAAAACGGCGUCGAACACAGGGUGCAACUCAAGGGCAUCCGCGUGGACUGCGGCGCUGCGUCAGCUGACGGCGUCAUAGCCGUGGAAAUCGAAUUCCUGGAACCGUUUAACGGCGUGAUCUACAGCAAAGGUCGACACGACGAUCCCAAAUGCAAAUUUGUGCAGAGUGAUUCAGGACAAUACUCAUAUCAGUUCCUAAUACCAAUUGAAGAUUGUCGUCCUCCUGUAAAUGAGGGUUGUUCAUCUACUGAAGAUGGUGGUGGUUGUGAUUUAGGUUCUAUUGAAAAUACAAUAAUAAUCCAGACAGAUAGUACAAUACAGGAAGAAUGGGAUUUAGCACGAAAAGUCUCAUGUCCGUCGGAGACAAAACCAGGUACAGGUAAACGAGUACGAUUCAAGCCUAUAGUAGUCGAUAUGUUAGAAGUUGUUUCUGUUCCUUCCGGAAAUGAAGGCACACUUCAAUGUUGGAUGGAUAUACAAAGAGGUCAAUAUCCAAAUACAUCACCAGUUGAUAAGAUCAUAAAAAUUGGGGAAUCGCUUUCAUUAAUUGUAUAUGUAAAAAGUACUGAUGAAGCUUACGAUGUAAGAGUAAGAGAAUGCUGGGCAUAUGAUAAUGAUAAUUAUGAAUCCGCAACCACUACAAGUAUACAAUUGACAGAUUCAUCAGGAUGUCCAAAGAGAAAAAAAUUAAUAUCACAAUGGAAAAAAACUCAAACUGUUGACCAAAAAGGUAUAACAACAAUUGGAUACACAAAUGUCACAGCAUUCAAAUUCCCAGACAAACACCAAGUGUACCUCACUUGUAAUGUCGAAUUAUGUUUGGGAAGUUGUCCAGAAGAAAAAUGUCAAGCAGCUUUACCAGGUUUUAUUCCAUCGACAACGCUAGCACCCAUUUGUUAUCCAGGAUCAAAUGAUCCGAGGUGUCCGAAACCUACAUUGCCACCAACCACACCAGCACCAGUGUGCUAUCCAGGAUCAAAUGACCCAAGAUGUCCUAAACCAUCACCUCCUCCAACAUACUACCCUUCACCAUCAACGCCAGCUCCACCAGUAUGCUACCCUGGAUCAAAUGAUCCAAGGUGUCCUAAACCAUCACCUCCUCCAACGUACUAUCCACCAUCAUCAACACCAGCUCCACUUGUUUGCUACCCAGGAUCAAAUGACCCAAGAUGUCCAAAACCAACAUUACCACCAACCACUCCCGCACCAGUGUGCUAUCCAGGAUCAAAUGACCCAAGAUGUCCUAAACCAUCGCCUCCUCCAACAUCUUACCCCAUUCCAUCAACACCAGCUCCACCUGUAUGUUAUCCAGGAUCAAAUGAUCCAAGAUGUCCUAAACCAUCGCCUCCUCCAACAUACUACCCUUCACCAUCAACGCCAGCUCCACCAGUCUGCUACCCAGGCUCAAAUGAUCCUAGAUGUCCUAAACCAUCUCCACCUCCAACAUCUUACCCCAUUCCAUCAACGCCAGCUCCACCAAUAUGCUACCCAGGCUCAAAUGAUCCUAGAUGUCCUAAACCAUCUCCACCUCCAACAUCUUACCCCAUUCCAUCUACUCCAGCUCCACCAGUUUGCUACCCAGGCUCAAAUGAUCCUAGAUGUCCAAAACCAACACCACCACCAACUACUCCCGCACCAGUGUGCUAUCCAGGAUCAAAUGACCCAAGAUGUCCUAAACCAUCGCCUCCUCCAACAUCUUACCCCAUUCCAUCAACACCAGCUCCACCUGUAUGUUAUCCAGGAUCAAAUGAUCCAAGAUGUCCUAAACCAUCACCUCCUCCAACAUACUACCCUUCACCAUCAACGCCAGCUCCACCAAAUUGCUACCCUGGAUCAAACGACCCAAGAUGCCCGAAACCAACACCACCACCUACUACACCAGCACCAGUUUGCUAUCCAGGAUCAAAUGACCCAAGAUGUCCUAAACCAUCGCCUCCUCCAACAUACUACCCUUCACCAUCAACGCCAGCUCCACCAGUAUGCUACCCAGGCUCAAAUGAUCCUAGAUGUCCUAAACCAUCGCCUCCUCCAACAUACUACCCUUCACCAUCAACGCCAGCUCCACCAGUCUGCUACCCUGGAUCAAAUGACCCAAGGUGUCCAAAACCAACACCACCGCCUACAUCUUACCCCGUCCCAUCAACACCAGCUCCACCUGUAUGUUAUCCUGGAUCAAAUGAUCCUAGGUGUCCAAAACCAUCACCUCCUCCAACAUACUAUCCUUCACCAUCAACUCCAGCACCGCCUAUAUGUUAUCCAGGAUCAAAUGAUCCGAGGUGUCCUAAACCAUCUCCACCUCCAACAUCUUACCCCAUCUCAACAACACCAGCUCCACCUGUAUGUUAUCCAGGAUCAAAUGACCCAAGAUGUCCAAAACCAACACCACCACCAACUACCCCAGCACCAGUUUGCUACCCAGGAUCAACUGACCCAAGGUGUCCAAAACCAUCUACGCCUCCAAAUACUUAUUUACCUCCAUCAACUCCGGCACCACCAGUAUGCUAUCCGGGAUCAAAUGACCCAAGGUGUCCAAAACCAACACCACCACCAACUACUCCCGCACCAGUGUGCUAUCCAGGAUCAAAUGACCCAAGAUGUCCUAAACCAUCGCCUCCUCCAACAUCUUACCCCAUUCCAUCAACACCAGCUCCACCUGUAUGUUAUCCAGGAUCAAAUGAUCCAAGAUGUCCUAAACCAUCACCUCCUCCAACAUAUUACCCCAUUCCAUCUACUCCAGCUCCACCAGUAUGCUACCCGGGAUCAAAUGACCCAAGAUGUCCAAAACCAUCACCACCACCAACUACCCCAGCACCUGUCUGCUACCCAGGAUCAACUGAUCCGAGAUGUCCAAAACCAACACCUCCACCAACUACUCCAGCACCAGUUUGCUAUCCAGGAUCAACUGACCCGAGAUGUCCAAAACCAUCUCCGCCUCCUACAUACUAUCCUUCUCCAUCAACGCCCGCACCACCAGUUUGCUACCCUGGAUCAAAUGACCCAAGAUGUCCAAAACCAACACCUCCUCCAACUACUCCAGCACCAGUUUGCUACCCAGGAUCAACUGAUCCAAGAUGUCCAAAACCAUCACCUCCUCCAACAUAUUACCCCAUUCCAUCUACUCCAGCUCCACCAGUAUGCUACCCGGGAUCAAAUGACCCAAGAUGUCCGAAACCAACACCACCACCAACUACUCCAGCACCAGUUUGCUACCCAGGAUCAACUGAUCCAAGAUGUCCAAAACCAACACCACCACCAACUACUCCGGCACCAGUUUGCUACCCAGGAUCAAAUGACCCGAGAUGUCCAAAACCAACACCUCCUCCAACAUAUUACCCCAUUCCAUCUACUCCAGCUCCACCAGUAUGCUACCCGGGAUCAAAUGACCCAAGAUGUCCAAAACCAACACCGCCAUCAACUACCCCAGCACCAGUAUGCUACCCGGGAUCAAAUGACCCAAGAUGUCCAAAACCAACACCGCCACCAACUACCCCAGCACCAGUAUGCUACCCGGGAUCAAAUGACCCAAGAUGUCCAAAACCAACACCGCCACCAACUACCCCAGCACCAGUUUGCUACCCUGGAUCAACUGACCCAAGGUGUCCAAAACCAUCUACGCCUCCAAAUACUUAUUUACCUCCAUCAACUCCGGCACCACCAGUAUGCUACCCGGGAUCAAAUGACCCAAGGUGUCCAAAACCAUCACCUCCUCCAACAUAUUACCCCAUUCCAUCUACUCCAGCUCCACCAGUAUGCUACCCGGGAUCAAAUGACCCAAGAUGUCCAAAACCAACACCACCACCAACUACCCCAGCACCUGUCUGCUACCCAGGAUCAACUGAUCCGAGAUGUCCAAAACCAACACCUCCACCAACUACUCCAGCACCAGUUUGCUACCCAGGAUCAAAUGACCCGAGGUGUCCUAAACCAUCACCUCCUCCAACAUAUUACCCCAUUCCAUCUACUCCAGCUCCACCAGUAUGCUACCCGGGAUCAAAUGACCCAAGAUGUCCAAAACCAACACCUCCUCCAACUUCCCCAGCACCUGUUUGCUACCCAGGAUCAACUGAUCCAAGAUGUCCAAAACCAUCACCUCCUCCAACAUAUUACCCCAUUCCAUCUACUCCAGCUCCACCAGUAUGCUACCCGGGAUCAAAUGACCCAAGAUGUCCAAAACCAACACCACCACCAACUACCCCAGCACCUGUUUGCUACCCAGGAUCAACUGAUCCAAGAUGUCCAAAACCAUCACCUCCUCCAACAUAUUACCCCAUUCCAUCUACUCCAGCUCCACCAGUAUGCUACCCGGGAUCAAAUGACCCAAGAUGUCCAAAACCAACACCACCACCAACUACCCCAGCACCUGUCUGCUACCCAGGAUCAACUGAUCCGAGAUGUCCAAAACCAACACCUCCACCAACUACUCCAGCACCAGUUUGCUAUCCAGGAUCAACUGACCCGAGAUGUCCAAAACCAUCUCCGCCUCCUACAUCGUACCCUAUCCCAUCAACACCAGCUCCACCUGUAUGUUAUCCAGGAGCAACUGAUCCAAGAUGUCCAAAACCAACACCUCCACCAACCACUCCUGCACCAGUUUGCUAUCCAGGAUCAUCUGAUCCAAGGUGCCCAAAACCUUCUCCGCCUCCCACAUCUUAUCCAACACCAACACCAACAGUUCCUGAACCGAUAUGUUACCCAGGAUCAAAGGAUCCAAGGUGCCCGAAACCAUCACCACCACCUACAUCUUAUCCAGUACCUUCUAAACCGUCACCUUCUCCAAUAUACUAUCCGCCAUCUUCAACACCAGCUCCGCUGGUUUGUUACCCAGGAUCGACUGAUCCAAGGUGUCCACAAAUUGCUCCUGUUCAAACGCCUUUCGUUUGUGUGUGCAAUAGUUCAACUCCUAAACCUAUUACACCUCCGUUAUGUUAUCCUGGUUCCACCGAUCCUCGCUGCAUUAGUCAAGAGUCAUUAGUAUGUUAUCCUGGAUCUCCGGAUCCAAGAUGCCCUCAAUAUCCUUCUUCGACACAAUAUCCACCUACGUAUUUACCGCCUUUAGAACCAGGCUAUGGUCAAGGAAAUAACCAAUUCAUACAAGAAGUGACUACCCAAUAUCCAUCAUAUAUAUCUACAGAUGACAGUUUUGGUGGUCAGCAGCAACUGGAUCUUUUUAAUAAAGCUUUAAAUGGUUUUAAUAUUCAAAGGAGAGAUGUAGAGUCUGGUAUUCGACAGUUGAAGUCGCAGUUGAAAAAUGAAAUUGGUAACGAAAAUUUAGAUGCUUUAGAUAGCUUAGGAGAUGAUGUAUUAUUUGAGUUACAAAAUCAGUCGGAAUCUCUGAAAAAGCGUUAAACCUAAUUGUUCAUUUAAAAUAAUAGCUUUAUAAAGACAUUUUUAAUUUGCCAAUUCAAAUGUAUGAUUUAUUUAAAUUGCUCAAGUGUGUUAUGUAUAAAAGAUUGUUACCGACCAUCGUUACCAUUUACCACUUUAUAAUAAUGUUUUAUAUGUUAAUUUCAUAUAUUUUGUAUACAUGUUAAUAUGUUUUUUUUUAUUAAAUGUAUUUUUAUAUUUA